Messenger RNA from Myotis davidii, 6270 nucleotides. It is a transcript of the gene NRP2, whose product is annotated as neuropilin 2. The record is from RefSeq and is a predicted model, not a curated record. Gene Ontology annotation, molecular function: vascular endothelial growth factor receptor activity; semaphorin receptor activity. Gene Ontology annotation, biological process: vascular endothelial growth factor signaling pathway; axon guidance; angiogenesis. The transcript is spliced from 17 exons. NCBI's taxonomy places the organism in Eukaryota, Metazoa, Chordata, Mammalia, Chiroptera, Vespertilionidae. The coding region runs from base 566 to 3361 and encodes 931 amino acids. Gene Ontology annotation, cellular component: membrane.
GGAGGAUCCCGCUAGGGGAGCCCGGCGAGGGCUGGAGCCGGGCGGCCGCCUCCCACCCGGGCUGUCCGGCGGUGGGUGCCUCCGCCCUCUCGUGGGUCCCGGGUGCCGGGGGAUGUGUGUCCGUUUACGCCUCUGAGAUCACACAGCUGCCUGGGGCCGUGUGAUGCCUACGGCAAGUCUUGGCUUUUAUUUUUAUUAUAAUUUUUUUUUACGCUUGGCUUUCGGGAAAUACUCGUGAUGUUGUAGGAUAAAGGAAAUGAUACUUUGAGGAACUGGAGAGGACAUAGAUCCGUUUUGUGUCUCAGAGAAGAGAACCGUCCCCUCUUCCCGGCUUGCUCCCUCUUGGCUGUUUUCAAGAGCGACCGACCCUCCUCCCGGUGAGGUGGGGAUCCAGCAAGGAUAAAGGUGAAGACGGGCCGCCGGGGCCCAGGAGGGAGGCGCUGACCAUUAGAAUCCUCCGCAGAAGACACUGUGAGGAAGACCACAAGGGCGAGAAAAACACAAAGACUUACAAUUAUACAAGAAACCCACACAUCCAGCCCUGGAGAGAGCCUCUUUCUCCAAAAUGGAUAUGUUUCCUCUCACCUGGGUUUUCUUAGCUCUCUACUUUUCAGGACGCGGAGUGAGAGGCCAACCAGACCCACCCUGUGGCGGUCGUUUGAAUUCCAAAGAUGCUGGCUACAUCACCUCGCCAGGUUACCCCCAGGACUACCCGUCCCACCAGAACUGCGAGUGGAUUGUUUACGCGCCCGAACCCAACCAGAAGAUUGUCCUCAACUUCAACCCGCACUUUGAAAUCGAGAAGCAUGACUGCAAGUAUGACUUCAUCGAGAUCCGGGAUGGGGACAGUGAGUCUGCAGACCUCCUGGGGAAGCACUGCGGGAACAUCGCUCCGCCCACCAUCAUCUCCUCGGGCUCCGUGCUCUACAUCAAGUUCACCUCUGACUAUGCCCGGCAGGGUGCGGGCUUCUCCCUGCGCUACGAGAUCUUCAAGACAGGCUCCGAGGAUUGUUCGAAAAACUUCACAAGCCCCAACGGGACCAUCGAGUCCCCCGGGUUCCCCGAGAAGUACCCACACAACUUGGACUGCACCUUCACCAUCCUGGCCAAGCCCAAGAUGGAGAUCGUCCUGCAAUUUCUGACCUUUGACCUGGAGCACGACCCCUUGCAGGUGGGAGAGGGAGACUGCAAGUACGACUGGCUGGACAUCUGGGACGGCAUCCCGCACGUGGGUCCCCUGAUCGGCAAGUACUGCGGGACCAAGACACCCUCUGAACUACGUUCGUCGACAGGGAUCCUCUCUCUGACCUUUCACACGGACAUGGCGGUGGCCAAGGAUGGCUUCUCUGCCCGCUACUACCUGGUCCACCAAGAACCGCUCGAGAACUUUCAGUGCAAUGUCCCCCUGGGAAUGGAGUCCAGCAGGAUUGCUAACGAGCAGAUCAGUGCCUCCUCUACCUACUCUGACGGGAGGUGGAGACCUCAGCAAAGCCGGCUCCACGGUGAUGACAACGGCUGGACACCCAACUUGGAUUCCAACAAGGAGUAUCUCCAGGUGGACCUGCGCUUUCUCACCGUGCUCACGGCCAUUGCAACGCAGGGGGCGAUUUCCAGGGAGACCCAGAAUGGCUAUUAUGUCAAAUCCUACAAGCUGGAAGUCAGUACUAAUGGCGAAGACUGGAUGGUGUACCGGCAUGGCAAAAACCACAAGGUGUUCCAGGGCAACAGCGACCCCACGGAGGUGGUUUUGAACAGGCUGCACAUGCCGCUGCUCACGAGGUUCGUCAGGGUCCGCCCUCAGACCUGGCACGCGGGCAUCGCCCUCCGGCUGGAGCUCUUCGGCUGCCGGGUCACAGACGCCCCCUGCUCCAACAUGCUGGGCAUGCUCUCGGGCCUCAUCACAGACGCGCAGAUCUCCGCCUCCUCCACCCGCGAGUACCUCUGGAGCCCCAGCGCCGCCCGCCUGGUCAGCAGCCGCUCGGGCUGGUUCCCCCGGAUCCCUCAGGCCCAGCCCGGUGAGGAGUGGCUGCAGGUGGACCUGGGAGCGCCCAAGACGGUGAAGGGCGUCAUCGUCCAGGGGGCGCGAGGAGGAGACAGCAUCACUGCGGUGGAGGCCAGGGCGUUUGUGCGCAAGUUCAAAGUCUCUUACAGCCUGAACGGCAAGGACUGGGAAUACAUCCAGGACCCCAGGACCCAGCAGCCAAAGCUGUUUGAAGGGAACAUGCACUACGACACCCCUGACAUCCGAAGGUUCGACCCCGUCCCUGCGCAGUACGUGCGGGUGUACCCCGAGAGGUGGUCGCCAGCAGGAGUCGGGAUGCGGCGGGAGGGGCUUGGCUGUGACUGGACAGAUGCCAAGCCCACCGUGGAGACCCUGGGACCCACCGUGAGGAGCGAAGAGACCACCACCCCGUAUCCCAUUGACGAGGAGGCCACGGAGUGCGGGGAGAACUGCAGCUUUGAGGACGACAAAGAUUUGCAGCUCCCUUCAGGAUUCAACUGCAACUUCGAUUUCCCCGAGGAGGCCUGCGGCUGGAUCUACGACCACGCCAAGUGGCUCCGGAGCACCUGGGCCAGCAGCACCAGCCCCAACGACCGCACGUUCCCAGAUGACAGGAACUUCUUGCGGCUGCAGAGCGACGGGCGGAGAGAGGGCCAGUACGCGCGGCUCAUCAGCCCGCCCGUGCACCUGCCCCAAAGCCCCGUGUGCAUGGAGUUCCAGUACCAGGCCACGGGCGGCCGCGGGGUGGCGCUGCAGGUGGUGCGCGAAGCCAGCCAGGAGAGCAAGCUCCUCUGGGUCAUCCGCGAGGACCAGGGCAGCGAGUGGAAGCACGGCCGCAUCAUCUUGCCCAGCUACGACAUGGAGUAUCAGAUUGUGUUCGAGGGCGUCAUCGGAAAAGGACGUUCCGGAGAAAUCGCCAUCGAUGACAUCCGGAUAAGCACCGACGUCCCGCUGGAGAACUGCAUGGAACCCAUCUCAGCAUUUGCAGGUGAGAAUUUUAAAGUGGACAUCCCAGAAGUACAUGGGAGAGAGGGCUACGAAGAUGAAAUUGUUGACGAGUACGAAGUGGACUGGAGCAAUGCUUCUUCCUCCACCUCAGGGUCCAGCACCCCUUCGGCCGACAAAGAGAAGAGCUGGCUCUACACGCUGGAUCCCAUCCUCAUCACCAUCAUCGCCAUGAGCUCGCUGGGCGUCCUCCUGGGGGCCACAUGCGCCGGGCUGCUGCUCUACUGCACCUGCUCCUACUCGGGCCUGAGCUCCCGCAGCUGCACCACGCUCGAGAACUACAACUUCGAGCUCUACGACGGCCUCAAGCACAAGGUCAAGAUGAACCACCAGAAGUGCUGCUCCGAGGCGUGACGGAUUGCACCCAAAUCGCAUCUGACGUUUCAUUCCAGCGAGAGGGGCUAGUGAAGAUUACAAUUUUUCUCCCCUUUGGAAACUGAAUGCCAUAAUCUCGAUCAAACUGAUCCAGAAUUACCGAAGGCGUGGGCAGGGCAGGCGGGCAAGUGGAGGGAAGAGGGAGAUGCAGCCGCGUGGGUAGGGAGGGGUGCCACGACCCACCUAGCACCGCGGGGGGCCGAGUCAUUGCUGGGACAAAGACGGGAGCUCAUCUCUUUGGGGUCACAGUUCUCUUUCGUUUGUGAGUUUGUUAUUAUUAUUAAUUAUUAUUAUAUUUUAUUUCUUUGGUCUGUGAGCAACUCGAAGAGGCAGAAGAGAAUGGCUUUUCUAGCAUAGAAGCAGAGGGGGAUCGUUAUUCUCUGCUUUCUGUUUCUAAUCAACGCUUGAAAAGCAAAGGGUCUUUUCACACUUUCCACCUUCAGGGGAAAAAACUCACAAUCCAAGCCGUGCAGCUUAUCCCGUCUCCUGAUCUCCUGACUUACGGGAUCUGCUGUGGCGAAGGCCCUGCCGCCCACCCUGCGCGCUGCCGUGCCCAGUCCUAGCAUUUACAUAGGAUGUCGUUGCCUUUAGCUUUUUUUAUCCAGGGGAAAAUUGCCAUUUAGGGUCAGCACGAACAGCUCUUUCCUACAUGCGAUUUAAAACAAACCAGAAAGGAAACUUCACACGUCAAAAUCCACGGAAGCACCUCCAUGUUAGACGUGGACGAGCCUUAAGGAGCUUUGUGAAUAGGAGCCAUUCAGACCAGGAUUUAUGGCUGUGGGGCUCCUGCGGGGCCUCUGGGGGUGGUUCUGCUUCCCGCCCCCCUCCUUGUUCUCCUAAGACAUGGACACAUGCACACACAUGCAUGCACCCCCCCGCCACAUAUGUCUCUAAGCCCCAGGAAAGGCCUCAUUUGAUAGUCUCAAAGGUGGGGUGGGGAGACACAAGCUGUUUUCUCUGUCGGUGCCAGGUGCCUGGUGCCCACCGGGUGGAAAGGGGCAGUGGAGGGGGAAAGAAGUCCAGCCCCUGAUCGUGUGAUGGCAAAGGCUGAGCAGACCGUACAGAGAAUCUUGAUGAGUCAGCCUCUCCACGAGUAAACAUUGAUCUCUCCUUGGGGUUACGGCCACCACCUCCACCUUUCAGGAGAGGGGGCCAGGAUGUCAGGGUGUCUCGCCGGAAGUCUGCAAGCACUGUGAACCAAAACGCUGGCAACCCUGUCUGAACCCCAGAGAGACCGAUGUUCUCUCACACACAUACACGCACCAAUUUAUGUGUUUUUUUUUAUUAAGUGCCUUGAAAAAGUGAAGAAAAAUGUAUUUUCCCUCUAUGUCGAAAUCAGUGAAUAUCAUACAAGUUAAGGCAUUCCUCCUUCCCUAACCCCAGGGGCUCCCCGCCCAGCUCCCCCACCUCACCGCUGACCUAAUGGAAUAAGCCCGCUGCCCAAGUGGUCGUCAUUGCCCAGAUGACUCUCAGCUGCUCCAGAAGGGGGCACAUCAGGAAUGGAUGAACCUGUGCGAAGGAUAGGAUUGUCCGCGUCAAGAUCCAAAUCUGAUUUUGUAGUGACGCCUAAGGUUUACCUGUGUGCUGGUUGAAACUCUACCGGCGUGCCCAGCCUAUCGCAUAAACUGUCCGACCAUUUUUGCUGCUAUGGUCACCCCAAUCUCAUGUGUCUCGUGCCCAGGUGGAAGGGGGAGGGUGAAUGGGGCUGGCAGUUUCCUGUGUUAACUCAUGGAAAUGCUGGUUCACAUGGGAACGUCACCAUGUUUUGUGUGCAGAGAGGGACUCAUGCCAACAGCUAUUUAUUCCUACGUGUGUGUGUCUGUGCCGCCUUUGAGUUCUCUGUAUCUACUGUGUAUGUGAAUGGUCACGUGGGACUCAGUGGUGUUGUUGUGACUUUGACUCUGACCGAGGGCCUGAGUUAACUGCUGAUCUCAGCACUCGCUGGCACCGUGGUAGUUAGAGGUGAAAAGUAAAGCCGUCAAGCCCAAGGGCUUAGCUUUAGGCCCACCCUGAGCUGGGCGUAGAGCAGAAGCAAGUGUUUAAGUAGCCUACCCUCCUCUUCGCCUUCCCGUGUGGCUCCGUGUUCAGGAAGCUAGCAAGUCCUGGGGAUUUACAGGAGCAGCCUACAGAAGAAGAGAAGUUCAGACGUCUACUCUGGGGGUCUGGCUGUCUCAUGCCCAAUGGACCGUGUUACAGCUCCCCAAAGACCAGCCCUGUCUCCAGCCUGCAGUUCACCUCUAAGUUACAUACAACUCAGCCUGCAUCCCUCUGUAUCCAUGUUCUCCGUGAAGCCCCAGGCGGGCCCUGAAUGCUGAACAAAAGCAGGCUCCCCAGGGCUGCGUGUAGAUACCUCACCAAUGCUGGAGGCUGGUCUCUGACGAGACAGAAAGAUAGUGGCCCCCCGAUUAUAACUUGGCCAGAGGGCACCCUGGUGCAUUUGUCAUCUCCAUCGGCAGGUGGGCUGGCUGACCCGUUUCCUUAAGUCAUUCCCUUUGGGAAACCCAACUCACAGUAUUGAUCUCCUUUUUUGCCUUGUACUGACUGACACAUUACCUCCACGCUCUCCCGGACUAGACAGGCCACAGGCCACAGGUUGCUUUCUCUCUUAGGUGGGAAUGAGGAGUUGACAGGGAUAAGGGUCCAAGGAAUGAGCACGAAUGGCAAGAAAACAAGGGGAGAAGUUAAGCCAUCACACAGGUUAACUUUUCCAGGGUUUGCAGUUAAAGGUAUACGACCAUUUGCUGGCUGAGCCAGAUCACGGGAACUUGAGAGCUUUUACUGUGAUUCUUCAAUGUAAAAAUUAAACAAACAACAAUGUCAAACUGUGUUUAUAUGAUUUGUAUAAAGCCUUUUUAAGAUUACUAUUUAAAUAAACAUUAUACCAGAGA